Molecule: messenger RNA, 6304 nt
Organism: Schistosoma guineensis
Lineage: Eukaryota; Metazoa; Platyhelminthes; Trematoda; Strigeidida; Schistosomatidae
Source: the annotation of a GenBank genome assembly
AUGAGCUUACUAAAUCCCUUUAAUUUCACUAUUGAAAAUCAAGAUAUAGAACGUUAUACAAAACUCCUUGAAAAAUAUCCAGAUCUAAGAAAACACAGUAUCUUAAUAGAACGUCAUAUUCAAGGUCUGACUAAUAUUCAUUCAAUCAAUAAUUUCAAAGAAAUAUACAAUCUAACAAAAAAUAUUCAUAAUAAAGAAAUGUUAUUUGAUCAUUUAAUUGAAUAUACAGAAAUCAAUAAAUCAAUCAAUCAAAAACAAUUAAUCCCUGAUCCAAAAUCAAUACAAAAAUGUUUUCAUAUUAUUAAUACAUUAGAAAAAUAUAUAAAUAAAGAUCAAAUCAUUAAAUUAACCAUACCAAUACAUAUAAUAAAUGAUUUUACGAAUUUAUCAUCGAAAGAAAUUGAUAUUUAUAAUAAAUUAGAUAAAGAAAAAUUAUUAUUAACAAAAGUACGUUUACAAAUGAAACAAUUUAAUCGAUUGCAUAAUCAGACUGAUCCUGACCAUGAUCAUAAUCAAUCUUUAACAUUGAAUAAUAUAACAUGGAUUAAUUAUUUAGUUUUAUUUAUUAAUCAAUUAUUAAAAUUAUUUAAAAAAUCUAUAACAAAUUUAUUUAAUGAAUUGAAAUUUAAACAACAAUCAAAAUUACAAUUAAGUAAUGAAAUUGAAGCAGAUAGUCAUUAUGAUUUAUUAAUGUAUUCAAUGGAACAAUUAAAUAUUCAAUUACAUCCUUAUCAAUAUAUUAUAGAGAAUAUAGAUGAAAAUGAUUCGAAUAUCAAUGAUAAUGAUUAUUAUAAUUGGAAUAAUAAAUUAAUGCAUAAAACACGUAAUCGUGAAAUUAAUAUUAUCAAAAAUUAUUUAAUAGGUAAUUCAAAACUUCCAGGAAUAAUAUAUGGACCACCAGGUUCUGGUAAAACUAGUUUAUUACGAUGGACAGUGAAUUAUUUUAUGCAUAUUCAUUCAAAAUCUGAAAUCAACAAUCAAUCAAUAUCAAAUUCAAAUCAAUUAUCAACUCAUUUAACUAUAUCCCAAUCUAUCAUAGAACCAAUUAUAAUUAUAUGUUGUAUUGGUCGUACCUAUUUAUCCACAUCAUUACAAUCUGUAUUAUUACAAAUUAUUGAACAAUUAAUAAUGAAAUUUAAUAUAAAUUAUUCUAAUAUUAAAUCAUUAUGUGAAUAUGCAGAAAUUGUACGUUUAUUAAAUAUUCUAUUAAAUUUAGCUAAUCCAUUAAAACCAAUACUGAUAUUAAUUGACAAUAUAGAAUUAUUAUAUCCAGAUGAACAUGUACAAAUGUUUCAAUGGUUACCAUAUGAAUUACCUAAUCAAUAUAUCCGUUUAUUAAUCACAACAAAUUCAGAAAAAAUUAUUCAAAAUUUUACAAAACGUUUUGGUCAAGGUUGUUGUAUUAAUUUAUCAUCAUGUUAUUCAUUGAAUGAUAUAAUCAAUAAUAUUUUACCAAAAUUAAUUCGAAAACAUUUCAAUUCAAAUGUAUCAAUAAUUGAUGAAAAAAUCAAUAAUCAAUUAAUCAAUUUAAAUUUAGAAAAUAAUAUCACAUUAACUUAUAUAGAAUUAUUAGCUGAUAUAUUAACGCUACAAUUCAAUGAGAAAAUUCAUUUCAUUUUACCUGAGAUAUUACCUAAUAAUUUAUGUCAUUUAUUUAUUAUACGUUUAAAACAAAUUUAUUCUUUAAUGAAACAACAAAGUAUAUUACAUUUAGCAUUAUUACGUUUUAUGCCAUAUAUAGCAUGUUCACGUUAUGGUUUAACAAUGAAUGAAUUAAUUGAAUUAUUACAAAAUGAUAUCAAUAUAAUAGAAGCAAGAAAACAAUCUAAUUCAAUGAAUAUCUCAUUAAAAUAUUUCCCUAUUGGUUGUUUAUUGAAUUUAUUAUGUUCAUCAAUUUAUGGUAUAAAUAAAUAUUUAAUGUUUAUUAAAACAGAUAAUCGUUUAUUAAUUACAUUUACACAUGAAUCUUAUCGUUUGAAUAAUGGACAUGAUGAUUAUGAACAACAUACAAAACAAAUUGGACAUUCCUAUGAAAUAAAACCAAUGAAUAAUGCUACUAAUAAUAAUAGUAAUAUAGAAUAUACUGAAGAUUCAUUUCAUACCAUAUAUUAUUGGUUAUCUAUGAAUCAAUCAAUCAAAUUGAAUUCUACUGAAGUGAUAAUAGGAACAUAUAAUAAAUAUUAUAUAUGUAAUACACGUCGUCUUACAGAAUUACCAUAUCAAUUAUUUAAACUAGGUUCAGAGAGUAUACAAGAUCUAUUAAAGUAUGUUAUCUUUUCAUUUGAUUAUAUAUUCGGUAAAUUAUUAUUAGGUUUAAGACCAAAUGAUAUCAUUACAGAAUUUUAUUAUUUAAGACAAUUAAAUCAAUUAAGAACUAAUGAUGAAAUUAUGUAUUUAUUAAAUUUAUUAAGAAAUUUAUCCAUUAAAUUAUCACUGAUACCAACAAUAUUAAAUAUUGAAUUAGCUGGACGUAUUGGACAUUUAGUGAAUACAGAAUAUAUAAAUAUAAGUCGUUUAUUAUUAAAUAGUAUUGAUUGUGAUUCAAAUAAAGUGAAUUGUCUAUUACCAUUAUUAUCUAUAUGUUAUCAAUCACCAUUACAACCUGAAUUAUUAAAUGUUCAAUAUAAAUAUAAUGAUACAGGAUUUUCUACAUUUAUGAAUGAUAUAAAUAAACAUGAAAUGAAAGAAAUUAUAACGAUUUCAUCAGAUUCAAGAUUUUUAUUAACAUUAACAUUGAAUCCAUUGAAUCAAUCGAAUAAUAAUAAUAAUAAUAAUAAUACAAACCAAUUAAUUAUAAAUAGUAAUGAAGUUAUUAUUCAUUUAUGGGAAGUGAAUUCCUUAACUAAAUCAUGUUCAUUUAGUCUUGGUGAAUGGAUAAAUUAUAAAUUUCAUCAAGCCUAUAUGCCAAUACAUCAAAAUCAAUUAGUUCUAUUAACCUAUUCGAUAAAUGAUGUAAAUAAUAAAAAAUAUGGAAUUUUAUCAAUUAAUUUAGAAUUAGGUUAUAUUGAAGGAAAUCUAUGUGUAACAGAUCCAAUUCAAUUAAAAAUUUUAUGUAUAACACGAUCUAGUAUAGUAAUUAAACAAUAUAUCCCUAAAGGAAAUAAUGAAAAACAUAUCAACAAUCAAGAUUAUGCAAUUGUUUAUACUAUACCAAAUUUAAAACCAAUCAAUAAUAUAUUAUCUAAAGUUCCAUUACCAUUUUAUAUAUUACCAAAUGAUCGAAUCUAUUUUGGACCAUCAAAAUGGUUCAUUCCAAUGAAAACAAGUAUAGAAAAGAAAAGAAAACAACAAAUUAAUCAAAAUGAAUUCAAAGAGAUAAAUAAUAAUGAUGUACAAGUUCGAUUAAAGAAUGCAUUGAAUGAUGUAGUAGCAUGGAUAAAAUGUCCUUUAGCACCAAUUAUAUUUCAAGCAAAUAUUAGAGGAGAUAAUUUAUUUAUUGGAUGUAAAAGUUUAGGUCAAAUAUAUCGGUUUGAUUUAACUUUGAUAUCAAACAAAGAAAUUCGUAUUCUAAAGCCAAAUUUUGAGUUAAACUUGUAUAAGAAUCUAAAAACUAUACAAAUGAAAUCAUUAUCAGAAGUAUCAUCAUUAGAAAAGAAAACUAAUAUUCCAUUCUUAUGGGAUUUAGAAACUAUGAAUAUACUGGAUCAAGUACGUCAUCAAGUCAGUGUAAAAAAAUUAUGGAUAUCACCAGAUGAAAAAUAUUUAGCUGCAUUAUAUAAUAUUAAUGAUUAUCGUUUAAUAAUAGGUAUAUGGCAAAUUAAUUCAAGAUUAUUAAUUGCUGGUCUACAAGGAUAUCAUAAUAGUCAAAUACGAUUUGGUAGUGAUAGUACUAAUUCAUUUUUAAUACAUUUUAUUAAAUCAUCUAUAAAUAAAACAUGGAUUGAAUUGAUUGAAUUCAAUACUACUCAAUCAAUACAAAUCACAUCUAAUGUAACUAUGAAUAGACCAAUAACCAAUACUAAUAAAUCGAAUACAAAUAUACUUGUAAAAAUACAUAGAAUAGAUACAUUUAAAACUUCUAUCGAUGAAGCAUAUUUUAUUCGAGGAGGUAGUCUAAUCAUUGUAACAAAUGGAAGUAUUAUUUUAACAAAUAUAAAUGUACUUAUAUUAGGUUCAAAAAAUCAAGGACCUAUGGCAUUGAUACCAAUUGGCAAAAAAUUAUCUACAGUUAAUUAUCAUCCUGAAUUAGAUAUUGUUUAUUCAACUGAAAUUGGUAAUCAACAACUCUUCUCCUAUUAUAAUCUUAUAACUCAAAAAGUUAUAUCAGUUGAAUGUAUUAAACCAGAUUUACAAGAUGUUUUUAUGAAUAAUUUUGAAACAGACUUUUUAAUGACACCAAUAUUGGAAGAUACACCAUGUGAACGUCAUUUAAGUUCAGAUGGGAAAAGAUUAGCAUUGGUUUAUCGUGUUAAAAAUAUAAUCCAUGAUAAUAAAGGUGAUAAUUCUGAAGGAAACAUUUAUACAGAAUUGAACAAUGAAAAAAAAGAAUAUAAGAAACCAAAACUUCCAAAUAUAAAUUACUAUACAUCUUUACAAGAAAAGAAUAAUGAUUCAUCAAGUAUGGGAUAUGAUCAAACAGUGAUUCGUCUAUAUGAUUUAGAUAAUAAAAUUGGUGGCACUGGAUUACGAUGUCAAAUAUCUAUUAUUGGAGAAUUUAUAUUUCAUAUGUCAACAAAGUAUGGUAUAUACACUUUGAAACCAGAUCAUGCUAGUAAUACAAAAUUGUCUAGUUUGACAGAUCUACAUAAAAAUUAUUCAACGAAAGAUAUUCAAAAUAAAACUUCACUGAAUAAAAUUGAUGAGAAACCUCAAGCUUUACUAUCACGUUAUGAGUCUACAAAUGGACGAUUUUUAGGAUAUUCAUUUUUACAACAUCCAGUUAUUAAAGGUACACAGAUUAUAUUUAAUGAUCGAUAUUUGGUAUUAUGUUGUGGAGAAAAUGGACAAUGGAUCCGAAUGCUAGAAGCACCAGAUUUUAAAAAAUUAGUAUAUGAGAUAAAUUUACAUAAAUUAUUGAAAGAACAUGAUGAUUUUUGUCGUACACCUAAUGUUCAACGUUUAUUUACAUGUGAAGCACAACCAACUAAAGUCAUUAUACAAUAUUUAUGGUUAGAACAAGAAAAUUCAACAUUUAACAUAACAGUGUUAGAUUUAAAAAACAAACAAAAUAAUGAUUUAAUUAUUAGUCAAAUGUCAAUUGUAGAUAAACUAAUUGAUGUUUCCUCAGAUGGUGCUUAUGGUAUAGAUGCUAAUUUAAGAUUAAUUAAUUUUCAAAAUGGAAGUAUAAUGGCUUUAUUGAAUUCACCGAAUUUAAUACCCGGUACACAAAAUGAUCCUAUUGUAUUAUGUGCCCAAUUUACACCAGAUAAAUUAUACAUUGUAUGUGUUAUAUACUCAAUGGAAUAUCAUAAUGCAUGGCUUGUUAUAAUACACAAUAAUCAACUUCAUAAUAACUAUUCAGUUAUUGGUAGAGCAUUAUUAACACCAAUUGAUGAAGUUAAAUCUAAUUUAUCAGAAUUACCAUCAAUCAAAAUUCAAUUAGGUUAUAAUGGUCGAUUAAUUGUUGUCAAGUUAGAUACUUUUAAAGAAUUUAAAAUAUUCACUAUAAGAAAACAAACAAAAUAUCCAAGUGUAAUUCAUUCAACUGCAAAUGAUCGAAUUAAACAUUUAUUACCAAUAAAUAUGAAUACAAUUGAUGAAAAUAAUUCAUGGUCAAAUAAACAAAAAAGAGCAAAAUAUUUAGAUGAAUUAUUUACACGUUUUUCAGAAUCAUUAUCAAUCAAUAAUACAAUUAUUGGAACUAAUAUUGAUUAUAAUAAUGAUUUGAUCAAUAAUGAUAAUAAUAAUAAUAAUAAUAAUAAUAAUAAUAAUAAUAAUAAUAAUAAUGAAAAUGAUCAUAAUGAAGAAUUAAUUGAUUUUAGUAAAUAUGGUUUUGAUUUCAACUUUAAUAGUAAUAUGUUUGAUCAAGUUUAUAAUAAGAUAGAUAAUAUACCAAUAUAAUAGUUACUAUUAAUUGAUGAAAGGAAUUUAAUUGUGUAUAAGUUUUUAUAGGUUCAGUUAUAUAGUAAAAAUACAUGUACACCCCUUUAUACCUUAAUAAUGUGAAGUCCUACUGACAAGAAGAUGACGCCUGAUGUGUUUUAUAAUCUAGACUGCAGAAUUCUUUGUUUGUUUACACGUUUAAUCUAUUUUAUAAUGAAAAUCAAUAAAAAGAAAUUUUACCUGUAUUUGAAUAAAACUGUAUAGCAAAAAAUGAUUUUGCACAAACACAAUUUAAGAAAUAAAAGAAAUGCAUAUCUUUUGA